Molecule: messenger RNA, 1242 nt
Organism: Nematostella vectensis (starlet sea anemone)
Lineage: Eukaryota; Metazoa; Cnidaria; Anthozoa; Actiniaria; Edwardsiidae
Exons: 8
Coding region: 320-922 (200 amino acids)
Source: RefSeq, a predicted model, not a curated record
ACCGGUUUGUAAUUUCGUUUACCGAGGUGUUGAAAGCAGUACAGAAGUGGAACAAACUCUCCAACCUAAGCGCCUACCAAAAUAUCCCCUAUACAUAAUAUGUGAACGAUUUCCCCUUCCUUUUGUCAUCCAUUUUCAUUCUCUCCGAAGAAAGUUUGUAACUUCUCGAUAAAGCAAGGUGCACGCCUGGAUGCCAUCGAAAUUUCAUGAAUAUGAAAUAACAAUAUCGUAAUUAUUUAAUGAAGAUACCACCAGCAAAAAGGUCAAAACUCAGCAGUAGGGGACGAAAGAUUUGAAAGCAGCCUUCAGUGCACUUGCGAUGGAUCGCCACUGGCGAUGGAAAAAGAAACUAUUAUCUUGCCUUUUACUAUACAUAAAUGUAGUGUCCGCUUUUCAGUACUCAGGAUUUGGAGCCUCGGGUGAAGGGUCAGGCGAAAACCUAGGCGAAGGAACGACAAGAAGGUCAGUGGUGUUAUUCAGGAGAGCCAGGCGCGUUCGCAGAGAUGACCUCUUGAGACUGAACAAAGUCCUACGGUCUGUCACUGAAGAUGAAAAUCCUGGCAUUGACAACAUCGAGUCAGCUUUACAGUCUAUCGACAAAGACCAUGAGCAUUGGAAACGAAACAAAAUCACAAAAGCUCUAGCAAUUCUUGAAGAACACACAAAGAAGGCACUGCGUGCGCCUAAGGGCAUAGCUGUUCAGCGGCUUCCUGGAAAAGCGCAUUUGUGGCCUCAGCCAAUGGCGAGCCAGCGUAAAGGAGGCCGCACGGUGACGAUCAGUACAUACAGUGGGCGCAAGCGCGUGUUUAUUCCCAAGGGAUGGAUCUUUUGUACAAUAUCUCCGGCACGGUGUUACUCCUCGCGCGCUGAAAAAGGUGCGGCGCGAAAACGAAGCACAAAUAAACGAGCUGUGAAGCGAUAAUAGAGCCUCGAUAUAGACAAUUCAAGUAUAGAUGCUAUCUUGAUGUAAAAGUAGAUGCAGAUUAGACAAUCGCGCAGUAGUGCCCUGCACCAAUGGCAAUAGCACGCAAGGAAUAAACCUUCGUUCCUACGCGUUAUAUAGCAAGUAGAUUAAGUUUUACAAAAGAGACGCCAUACUUAUGGUGGGGCAGAUUGCUUUGGGUUACGAGUACAAAUGUCGUAAUCUCCACCUGUGCUGUCUUCUCUUACUGCAAAUCUGUAAAUAUUAUACACAUGUAAAUUGAAACGUUGUAAAAAGUGUGAUUAAAACUGUCCAACUAA